Messenger RNA from Aspergillus puulaauensis, 606 nucleotides. RefSeq lists its product as uncharacterized. The transcript has a single exon. The record is from RefSeq and is a predicted model, not a curated record. Lineage: Eukaryota; Fungi; Ascomycota; Eurotiomycetes; Eurotiales; Aspergillaceae. The coding region runs from base 1 to 606 and encodes 201 amino acids.
AUGUCAUCAAGAACAGCACAACAACCCUCCCAACCCCCCAAAGAAUCCGCCUACACCCAGUCUGCAAACCCCAUAACCCACAGCCCCUACGAAACCCAACAAAGCCAAGAGCGCGAGCAACGCUCAUACGGCACCGCACCGGGCCUGAUAACCCGCGGCGUAUCAUCAAAACCGUCCAGAAACGAAACAAUCUUGGCCGCGAGACAUCGACACGAGGCGUCCCUCAAGGCAAUGCAGGACGAGGGCGACGUGGAUACGGACUACGGGGUUGAGCAGCAGCCUAACGAGGGUGAAAUUGCGCACGCGGUGGAGGACCACUCGCGACAUCGGAUGCAGGCGGGUGCACAUGCUGGUGCUGUUGGGACUGCGCAGGGGCCUGGAAUGCCGGCGUAUGGUGAGGGGGAGGAUACGAUGGCGCAUUUGGAUCGGAAGGGGGAGGAGCAUAAGCGGAUUUUGGGGGAGAGGGUUGGACGGUCGCCACCGGUGCCGGAUGGGGAGACGGCAGAGAGGGAGAGGCUUAGGUCGAGGAAGUUGAAGGAAGAUAGGGAGCUGCAUGUUGGGGAUGCGGUGAGGGAGGCGACGGGGAGCCCGGUUGUUGGGAGGUAG